AUGCGCCGCGCGUGGGCAUUUGCUUUGCGGUUUGGUCGUCAGUGCUUUAUCGCAAAAAACCAUCCUCGCAAAUUUCUGAGGUUUGGUCUUCCUCGAACGAAAAUGCCUGGUGCCCUGAAGGUUUACAUAGCCAGAGGAGCUACCAGCAUACUAAAAAUUAGACCCAGGCCGAGACCGAGACCUUUACCUCCUCCCAGGCCACGACCGAGACCAGGAGGACGACCUCGAAUCAGACCUCGUCCCAGGCCUCGUCCGAGACCUCAAAUUAGGCCUCGUCCAAGGCGUAAAAGAUAUAUGUACGUCGGAAGUUACCGUCCACCGCCCAGUCGUAUACUCGGACGACCAAUCAUAACAUUUAGAAGCAAAGUUAACAUACGAAGGAGAUGUGAAAAGAUAGCAAGAACCGGAAAUUACCGAGCAUUUGCCCUACGGUACGGUCGACAAUGUUACGUAGCUCGCCUGAAAAGUACGAAGUUUACAAGGUAUGGGCGCUGGCGAUUGAUAAGACCUGGUGCACUCAAGGUCUAUGUAAGCACGACUGGUAAACCUAUACGCCCUCGCCCCAGGCCACGCCCGAGGCCGAAGUUACCAGGAAGAAGAUUUGUGCCUAAAUACAUCGGAAGGUACCGCACUCCUCGUAGAUUGGGAAGAGCUGUCCGCACUUUCAGACGACGUUCGUCCGCUCUACGGAACUGCUACCGCUUGGCUCGAGCACGAAGGGCGAGAGCAUUUGCUGUCCGUGCCGGAGUAAGCUGCUACUUAUCUAAAAUGACGUCGGUCAAGUUUACAAGGCUCGGAAAGACUCGAGUAGGGGGCCUCAAAGUUUACGUGAUAAAGAGAGGUACAUCUAGGCCCCGGCCUCGACCCAGGCCGUCGCGACGCUUAUGGAACUAUCGUCGCCUCGGUACAUACAAAGUACCACGGGGCCGUUCAUCUCCAGGCCGCAGAUACUUAGGCACGGUCAGACCCAGAUUAAACCCCGCCAAGCAGUGCGCUAUCAUGGCGCGAAAGGCAAGAUAUCGCUAUUUCGGAGUACGAAGCAGACGCUACUGCUAUGGAGCAAGCUUACGUUCACCACUGACAAGAUUUGGAAAAACGUUUGGUGUUGGAGGAAUGGUUGUUUACAAGAUUGGAAGAGGGCGUCUGAGACCUAGGCCAAAGACAACAGUGUGGCAUUAUCGAUACGUCGGCCGCUACAAAUCACCCACUUCAACGCGUUUGGGUCGAUUUAUUGGAAGGAUGAGAGGGAAAACGAAAGUGUUUGAAUGUGCACGGCGUGCCAAAAGGAUGGGAUACCGUGCAUUUGCUUUGCGCAACCGAGGAGAUUGUUACGUGUCAAGAUACUCGUCAACUUACUCCACUAAACCUAGGGCGUUUGGGCGCUUCAUGGCGAGCACUGGUGGACCGCGUGCUAUAGAUGCUUAUGUGAUCAGAAAAGGUCGUUUCAAGCCUCGCCCCAGGCCUCGUAAAGGAGGCUUUGCCUGGCAUUACCGUUGGUUGGGACGAUUCAGAUCGCUAAAAGGAAGAGGUUUGGGCACGAAAAUAGGUAGAGUGACAGGGAGAAAGAAGGUGUUCAGCUGCGCUCUCUUAGCAAAACGCCGAGGUUUCAAAGCAUUCGCUUUACGUCGGAAUGGAAUCUGCUACGGAACUCGAUCAUCUAGAACGUAUGCAACCAAACCCAUAAUCAAGGGUCGCUUCAGAGCUGGCGCAGGAGGAUCACGUUUCAUUGAUGCUUACAUGAUAGGGAAAGGUCAUUACAGACGGCCAUUGAGAAAAGGAGUUAAGGGUCGCUCUCGGAAAGCAAGACAACGAAAGCGAAUGAAGCAAAUAAGAGCUGUAAGGAGAAGAGUGAGACGAACUAAGAGAAAGCAGCGGCGAGUGGCAAAAACUAGAAAACUGAAAUUGAGAAUAAUAAAACGAAUCAGACUGCUAAAGGUUUUGAAGAGGAAGGUGAUCCGAGUUGUUGUACGGGUCCGUCGUUUGAAACGACUGGGGAACAUAAAACGUCUCAGGUUGGCAAGAAAAGCAAAAAUUGUCUUGGUUAAAAGAGUGCGAAAAAUGAAGAGGAAAAUACAGAGACGCAAGUUAAGACUUAAACUACGAUUAGCGCGAUUGAAGGCAGCAAAACACCGAGCUAGAAUCCAGCGAGCUAGACGACGGGCCAUGAGGUUGUUGCGAUUCAGAAUGAAGCAGCGCAUGCGGAGAUUGAAGUUACUUGCUCAGCAGAGGAGGGUUCGUGCCCUUCGAAUAGCCAGGCUGAAACGUCUGAGGCGAUAUCGUCAGUUAGCCAUGCUGCGCGCACGUCAAAGAGCGCAAGCAGCGCGCAUGAGACUGUUGAUAAGGCAAAGGAUGCUUCAAAUCAAGCGGAAACUAGCUCUGAGACAAAGAAUACUCAGAUCAAGAUACCUGAGGAGACGACAAAGAGCGUCGAGACUACGUAUCCAGGCGUUUAGGGUCAAAGCUCGUCAACGAAGAGCAAGACAGCAGCUUUCAGUUCUAAGGAAACAGUUGGUCAAUGUGGCGAAGAGGAUGGUGUACUACAAGAGAUAUCGGCAAUACAGAUAUUUGAUGAUGAUGCGAGCCCAGAGGCGACAGCUGAUGAAACGAGCGAGUAAUGCUCGAGUCCGUUGGUUCCGAUAUCAGAAACAGCUACAGGAGAACAGACGCAGACAGCGCAUGCUCGUGCUCAGGCAACAGCGAGCGAACAAGAGCUUCAGGCAGUUCCAAAGGAAAAAGAGAUUGUUGUUUGCGCAACAACAGCAGAAACUGAGAAAGCUCAUACAACGGAUGAAGAGUACGCGUCGAGUACGAGUUGGGAAGAAGAGAGGAGACAUUCUCAAGAAAAAGCCCUCGAUGACAAGUUUGAAUAGCAAGAAAGAUAAAGAAGCCAAUACUGUUCCCAAAGAGUUUCGGUCAGCUGAUUUUUUCUGGUCGUUUGAAGAUGCAUCGGGCGCGUACAUAUCCCAUGAUACUGUUCAAAAGCGUCCAGCGCGGCUCAUGGGAGGAUCACGAGUUGUCCCAGAGACCGGACGGGGUCUGGUGGCCAGCACUGGUAAAGCAAGAGGAUGGAUCUCUCUCGGAGACUUUGCAGGAAAAUGCUUCAGCGAUCCAGACCAAUGUAGAGAUCACGGAAUGACAAUGAUGACUUCGCUUAAACUUGACAAGAAAUACUUCCACAAGAAAUCCAGCUCGUAUUUCUUGUCCAGCGGAGGUCAGACCACCCAGGCCCGAGGCUUCGCUCUCCUUCAUAUUCUAAACCGCUACAUCCUCAUACUCAGCACAAAAAAUAGCCAGUGGAAGUUGGAAACACGUGACCUUCCAGAUGGAUGGUUCAACAUUGCCUUUUCCUGGGAGAAGAAGGGUUUACUUAAGCUGUAUGUAAACGGAAAGGAAGUGUCUAAGGGAGAAGCUAUGAGUGUUUCAAGACCGAAGGAUUCUUUCUCCACGUUGCAAGUUGGACGACCAAACAAUUCUCACUCUCCAAAGUUUAGAGUACCGCUGGAAAUGGAUAAUAUUGCUCUCUGGGAGAGAGCUCUCACAAGCAAGGAGAUAGGCGCCUUGGCUGAUAAGGAUUUGAAGACAACCUCCAAAACAAAGGAAAAGAAAGAUUGAAAUACAGAUCAAACAAUGUUGAAGUAAG
Messenger RNA from Pocillopora verrucosa, 3640 nucleotides. RefSeq lists its product as uncharacterized. The record is from RefSeq and is a predicted model, not a curated record. NCBI's taxonomy places the organism in Eukaryota, Metazoa, Cnidaria, Anthozoa, Scleractinia, Pocilloporidae.